Messenger RNA from Alligator sinensis (Chinese alligator), 2360 nucleotides. RefSeq lists its product as uncharacterized. Bases 20 to 919 code for a protein of 299 amino acids. Gene Ontology annotation, molecular function: peroxiredoxin activity. NCBI's taxonomy places the organism in Eukaryota, Metazoa, Chordata, Crocodylia, Alligatoridae. The record is from RefSeq and is a predicted model, not a curated record. The transcript has 5 exons.
AGAGGAGAGGUCCGCUGUCAUGCAGGGGGAGAAGGCGAGGGCAUGCCUGCGGAGCCUAGGCUUCACCUCCGUCUCCAGAUCAAGGGGGACGCGGCUCUGCCCCCCGGACUACCGUGCCUCACUGCCUGCUGCGGGGUUGACGGAGUGUUUAAAUGUAAAACCAGCUUUUAAGGCUGUUUUGUGCCUGGAGCUGGGCAUGAUUCUGGGGCUUGGUGCCUGCUGUCGUGUAUUGGCCCUUCCUCUCCUUCUGUUGGGAGGUCUUCAGGGAAGAACCCAAGCUGUAGCUGCAAGCCAUGCAUACAGUACACAGGAGGAGAACCCCACCAGAUCAGUUGGGAGGUACCCAAUACCUAAUAAAAAGGACAUGCCCUUCGAUAUAGUGGAGCUCAUGGAGGAAGUUGAGAGGAAGACUGGAUUUUUGCCUAAUGUGUUCAAAGUGAUGUCUCAUCGGCCUGAAGAAUUCAGAGCAUUCUUUGCCUAUUACAAUGCCAUUAUGAACAAAGAGACAGGAAGACUUAGCAAGGCGGACAAAGAGCUCAUCAUUGUGGCUACAAGCAUGAUUAACAGAUGUCCAUACUGUGUCACUGCACAUGGGGCUUUGCAUCGAAUAUACUCUAAAAAGCCAACAUUGGCCGAUCAGGUUGGUGUGAAUUGGCAACUGGCUGAUCUAAGUGAUCGGGAGAAAGCAAUGCUGGAGUUUGCUGUAGCAGUUAGUCAUGCUGAAAAUAUAACUGGAGAACACUUCCAAAAGCUGGAGGCACAUGGGUUUGAUCGGGAAGAUGCCUGGGACAUAGGAACAAUCACUGCUUUUUUUGCCAUGUCUAACCGUAUAGCUCACUUCACUGACAUGCGUCCAAACCAAGAGUUCUACACCAUGGGCAGAGUACCCAAGGAGAAGGAAAAGGCAGAAACUUCCUAACACUGCUGUGAUGGUUACAGCUUGAUAUGGAGACAUACCACAUUCUUAAAUGCCAAGGCUUACUGGCUGCAUCUACACAAGACACUGAUUGCACAGUUGUUACUGCACAGUCAUUUAGGCCUUGUAUAAACAAGAACUAAAUGACUGUGCAGUAACUGGAGUUACUGCGCAGUAGUGUCACCAAAUGGCUUUUUUGUGAUGCUGGCUGCGCAAUAGGCCGAAACUACUGCGCAGUAGCAUCACAUCACGCUUGCUGCCAUGCGACGCUACUGCACGGUAGUCACAGGCUACUGUGCAGUCAGUCUUGUGUAGAUGCAACCACUGAAUAUGUAAAAGGUGCAGGUUAAAACUAGAUUGUCACCAGAGAUCAGAUGGGAAAUGGACUUUGCUUCACUUCAAUGAACAAAAAUCUAGGAAGGUGUUUCAACAGCUUGCCAAUUGCCAAACCUUGUCUUAAAACUGUGUUUUGAGUGUGAUAAAGUGUCUGGGAAACAUGCUGUGAUUUAUGAAUAUGCUGUUAAGCAACUUUUUCAUCACCUCCAUACUGUUUGAGUGAAUACAGAACGGGCUUUUAUAUAUACAGUACAACACAAUUUUCAUGUAGGUUGUAAUAAUUUCUUAUAGUAAUUUUGCUAACGAUCUGAGAUUUGUCUAUAAAUAAGGAUAAGGGAAGAGGGGUUAGCAUCUUUGCCUUUCUCAACCUUGUUAAUUUGUUCCUGCAGUGAGGACCUAAUGCUGCCUGUGUAACAUUAUAAUCAGUUCAGUGGGGCAUUCUUUCAAGCAAGAUUGGAGGAAUAAUCAGUGCAAGCCUGAGCCAGAGCUCUUAUAAAAAUUUCUCUUUAAGGCCUUUACUACAGAGCUCUGGUUCAGCCUUGCACUAGCUUGCUCUAACUCCCCAAAAAGCCAACCAGACAUUUUCCACUGAAAUCACUGAGACAUGGCUCAGGCUUUUUUUUUCAAUCUUUUUUUUUUAAUGGAUCAAGAUGAAAAAAUUCUAAUGCACUGAAGAAAAAAGUCAGGGAGAAAUUGCAUGCAUGACCAAUGUUGCCAUCUCUUGCUAUUUUAUCUGUAUUCAUCUGCCAUCUGAUGUUUCUCUUAAAGCUCCAUCUCCCCGAGUCAAGUGAUUAUGUGAGGAUCUCACUAGGUCACUGUUUAGAAAAGUAAGUUUCUGUCCCAGGGUUGUGGGGAAAACCUUGAAAAUGUGAAUUCUAAUGACAAAGACAUGAGGAGGCAAAUAAAGAGAAUCCAGUACUUAUUUUAGUACCGAGCCCUUGCAAUUUAGUGCACUGCAAAAAUAUUCCUUUCUCCAACCUGUUUCUCUCACUUCUUUUUAGUAGGCAGGCCCCGCAACCCAGUUACUAUGAAACAUGAGAGAAAGUGUGGGGGGAAAUGAGAAAGGUGGAAACCAGGGGUCUUGUCUUAUGCAUGUUGAAGAUAAAAA